UCGAACGACUUCCUAUCCAAUGAUUGACGGCGACUACUUCUUCGUUUUUGGCGGUGGUAGGAACCAUGGCGGAAAAUUUGAAAGAGUGCAGAGUCCCCUGCAAGGCCACCACAGACGAGCUGGAGUCCCUCUGCCGUGUGGAGGGAGUGACGUGCAAAGAUCUGGGAAUUAGCAAGAACAACCUGACUGAAUAUGAAGUGGAAUAUCUAUGCAGCUACAAAAGGGUAGUCCCAACAGAAAAGCUAAAGAAUGGAAUGACUCCACCGCCACAGGAGCUAUUCCUCGUGAAGUGGCGUGGCUUCCCAGAGUCCAUGAACACGUGGGAGCCGCGCAAAAACCUGAAGUGCGUGGAGCUCCUGAGCCAGUUCUGGGAGGACCUGAUGCUAGAGAUGCGGCGGCAGAAGCGGCGUGCUGUGCCCCGGCGCUUGGACCCCGCCACAGCCUCCUACAUGGUGCAGCGCGCCAAGCUGCACGUUACGCUGGGGCACUGGGAGCGCAAGCUGACGGCGCUCAACCUGCAGCGCGGUGGAGGGCGCAUCUUUGUGCGCAACCACGUGGACCUGGAGGGCCCGCCUCGCCACUUCACCUACAUCAACGACUACAAGGUGGGCGAGGGCAUCUCGCUGACCGAGGUGGCGCUCGGCUGCGAGUGCACAAACUGUCUGGAGGAGCCGGUGAACGGCUGCUGUGCCGGCGCCUCGCAGCACCGCUUCGCGUACAACGAGCUGGGCCAGGUGCGCCUGCGGCCCGGCAUGCCCAUCUACGAGUGUAACAAGCGCUGUCGCUGCGGGCCCGAGUGCUCCAACCGUGUGGUGCAGCGCGGCAUUCGCUACUCACUCUGCAUCUUUCGCACGGACAACGGUCGCGGCUGGGGCGUUCGCACCAUGGAGCGCAUACGGAAGAACAGCUUCGUCAUGGAGUAUGUGGGAGAGAUCAUCACAACAGAGGAAGCGGAGAGGCGAGGUCAAAUCUAUGACAAAGAAGGAGCCACGUACCUGUUCGACUUGGACUACGUGGACGAUGAGUACACUGUAGACGCAGCCCACUAUGGCAACAUCUCCCACUUUGUCAACCACAGUUGCGAUCCAAAUCUUCAAGUCUACAACGUUUUCAUUGACAACUUGGACGAGAGGCUACCUAGGAUAGCCUUUUUCGCCACGCGCAGCAUCAAAGCCGGAGAGGAGCUCACCUUCGACUACAAAAUGCAGAUUGAUCCAAUGGAUGCCGAGAGCACAAAGAUGGACUCUAAUUUCAACGUGACCGGGCUCCCCGGCUCCCCUAAGAAACGCAUGCGCGUGGAAUGCAAGUGUGGAGUGGAGUCCUGUCGGAAAUACCUCUUCUAGUUUGGUGAUGCCAAAAAAAAAAAAAAACUCGAACUGGAUACCAAAACCAUCAUCAAUUCCAUUUGUGUGGAGAACAUGAUUGCAUGAAGAAUGUUUUUAUUCAACGAUCUUUACGACAUAUUAGCUUAAACUGACAUGUAUGUAUGUGCCUUCUUUCUUUCUUUUCUUUUCUUUUUUUUGGAGAAAAAGUUGUCUUCUCAAGUAUGUCAAAGGACUACAUCCAUAAUGCUUCUGUUCGAACAAAAGAUCUCUGUAGUUCAUAUUUUAUAUACAUUUUUUACCCCCCAUGGAAACCGUUGUAAAUAUGUAAAGCACUUUUUUAGGUACAAAUAGAUUUGCUGUUAUUUAUGUCAUUCUCAACCCCCCCCCCCCCUCCCCCUUUUGCUUUUUAGCAUGACACUUGACAUCAGUUAUAUUAUUUCAGUACUGUUUUCCCCUCUUUUUCUAAAGGGACAUCAUUAACACCUAAUGUGAUUUAAAUGUUUAUAAAAUAUUUUCUGUAAAUUCAUUUUUAUCAGCAAUCAGGAGGGUCAGUGUAUAGGGAGCUAUUUGUGGUGAUUUAGGGGGGGAUUGGUAGGGAUUGUUUAUCACUGAGAUGCAUUUUCUUUUUUGCUAUUUUCUAUUCUUUUUUAUUUGACUCUUUAAAUAUCUUUUUAAUGUUUUAUACUUUUUUUAUUCUGUACUUUAAAAAAAGAAAUGUGAUGAAAUAUUUUCGGUAAAUGAUAGAUGUACUGCCUUAAGCCUAAAAAAAGAAAACACAACUGGCUCGAUCGAAGUACUCUCUUGUUUUUGUGUGAGUGAGAUGAGCAUGUGUGGUCAGAGGCAGUUGUAGUCUGAUGUUGUUACAACUGAAAGUUAAAUUUAGCUAAUUAGCUGUUUUGUCCUGUUUAAAAAUCAUGUAUUUUGAUGAUGAAUGGGAAAGCCUUUCUGUAAAAAAUGUACUGUGAAAUAAAAGGUUACCCCAGAAA
This is a messenger RNA of Alosa sapidissima (American shad), 2311 nucleotides long. It is a transcript of the gene suv39h1b, whose product is annotated as suppressor of variegation 3-9 homolog 1b. Bases 66 to 1343 code for a protein of 425 amino acids. NCBI's taxonomy places the organism in Eukaryota, Metazoa, Chordata, Actinopteri, Clupeiformes, Clupeidae. Gene Ontology annotation, cellular component: nucleus. The record is from RefSeq and is a predicted model, not a curated record. Gene Ontology annotation, molecular function: histone H3K9 methyltransferase activity; zinc ion binding; protein binding. The transcript has 6 exons.